Solanum dulcamara is the source of this 474-nucleotide messenger RNA. RefSeq lists its product as uncharacterized. The record is from RefSeq and is a predicted model, not a curated record. NCBI's taxonomy places the organism in Eukaryota, Viridiplantae, Streptophyta, Magnoliopsida, Solanales, Solanaceae. The transcript has a single exon. Bases 1 to 474 code for a protein of 157 amino acids.
AUGAGUUAUCCCAAGUUGAUUGUUAGUGUUGUUACUUUGCUUUGUUUAAUUCACUUUUCUAGUGGUGUGAGAAUGCUUAGGGAGGAAAAUGAUAAUUUAUUUAAGGAGGAAAAGGAUGCAGAUACUCCUGCUAAUCCAAACAUUGGAGGAAUUCCAUUUCCAUUCAAUUUUCCACCACUUUCUGGUGGAAUUCCAAAUAUAGGUUUCAAUAUCCCAAAUUUUAAUAUUCCUGGCUUUGGAAUUCCUGGUGCUGGUACAGGUACCGGUGCUAAUAAUCCAUUUAAUAUUCCAAUCCCUGGACUUCCUAAUGUUGAUGUUCCAGCCCCUGGAGUUCCUGAUGUUGCUGUUCCAGACCCUGGAGUUCCUGAUGUUGCUGUUCCAGUCCCUGGAGUUCCUGGUGUUGCUGUUCCAGACCCUGGAGUUCCUGAUGUUGAUAUUCCGGCCCCUGAUGUUGCUGUUUCACCUCCAGCUUAA